AGCAAGAAGCUAACAAAAUGCUGCCACAGCGGAUGAAAAAGGUUAUGACAGACAACCCAAAAAAGUUAGCCAAUUUGAUUGACCUUGUAAAUCUCCCUUCAACACUUAGAGAGUUCAUGGGUCAGUCACAGACCUCCCGCUUGGGUUGUUUUAAACGUGUCUGGUCUUACAUCAAAGAGAACAAUCUCCAGGAUCCGAACAACAAGAACUUGGUUAAUUGCGAUGAAAAGUUGAAGAGUGUCUUGUUGGGUAAGCCCCAGGUUGAGCUGACUGAACUACCAACGCUGAUCAAGUUGCACUUCCCCAAGCAACCAAGAUGAUUGAGUUUAUUGUAGUGUUUAAUCCAAGUGCUUAAUCUUCGAACACUAUAUAGACUCCACAGAUUUUAUGAAGAGUUAGGCUGAUUAUGUAUCCUGGUGAAAUGACUUGUCUUACUAGUUACUAGUCAAAGUUCUACAAGCAGAAGCUCUAGAGUUUUGCGUUUUGCCAUA
Solanum verrucosum is the source of this 491-nucleotide messenger RNA. Its product is annotated as upstream activation factor subunit spp27. Bases 18 to 320 code for a protein of 100 amino acids. Gene Ontology annotation, cellular component: nucleus. Lineage: Eukaryota; Viridiplantae; Streptophyta; Magnoliopsida; Solanales; Solanaceae. The record is from RefSeq and is a predicted model, not a curated record. The transcript is spliced from 2 exons.